This is a messenger RNA of Tetrapisispora phaffii CBS 4417, 219 nucleotides long. It is a transcript of the gene COX8, whose product is annotated as cytochrome c oxidase subunit VIII. Gene Ontology annotation, biological process: mitochondrial electron transport, cytochrome c to oxygen. Lineage: Eukaryota; Fungi; Ascomycota; Saccharomycetes; Saccharomycetales; Saccharomycetaceae. The coding region runs from base 1 to 219 and encodes 72 amino acids. The record is from RefSeq and is a predicted model, not a curated record. The transcript has a single exon.
AUGAUUAACCAGUUGGUAAGAUUAAACGGUAGGAGAUACUUUUCCCAAUCUUUGAAAUCAAAUGUUCAUUUCAAAGAUGGUGUUUAUACAAACUUACCUUUCAAAGUCAAGGACAGAAAGACUCCUUAUGCUUUGACUCAUUUCGCCUUCUUCGGUCUUGGUUUCGCUGUUCCUUUCCUUAUUACUUAUGCUCAAUUGAAAAAAUCAGGUACUAUUUAA